Molecule: messenger RNA, 532 nt
Organism: Lingula anatina
Lineage: Eukaryota; Metazoa; Brachiopoda; Lingulata; Lingulida; Lingulidae
Product: guanine nucleotide-binding protein G(s) subunit alpha
Biological process (GO): adenylate cyclase-activating dopamine receptor signaling pathway; sensory perception of chemical stimulus
Cellular component (GO): heterotrimeric G-protein complex; cytoplasm
Molecular function (GO): GTPase activity; GTP binding; G protein-coupled receptor binding
Source: RefSeq, a predicted model, not a curated record
UGAAAGACGGAAGUGGAUCCAGUGUUUUAAUGAUGUGACAGCCAUUAUUUUUGUCACAGCUUGUAGUAGCUACAACAUGGUCCUCCGAGAGGACCCUAGUCAAAACCGACUUAAAGAGAGUUUAGAACUCUUUAGGAGCAUCUGGAACAAUAGGUGGUUGCGCACAAUCUCAGUAAUUUUAUUUCUAAACAAGCAAGAUUUAUUAGCGGAAAAAGUGAUGGCUGGCAAAUCAAAAAUUGAUGAUUAUUUCCCUGAGUAUCGAAGAUAUGUAGUUCCUCCUGAAAUCCAUGAACCAGGGGAGCCAGAAGCUGUCACAAGAGCCAAAUAUUUUAUUCGAGAUGAAUUUUUGAGGAUUAGCACAGCCAGUGGAGACGGGCGCCAUUACUGUUACCCUCAUUUUACAUGUGCAGUGGACACUGAAAAUAUCCGCCGUGUAUUUAAUGACUGUCGGGACAUCAUCCAAAGAAUGCAUUUGAGGCAGUACGAGCUGUUGUGAAGCCAAUGGGACUGCUACUGCAGCAACUUCUGUAAA